UUAUCACAACCGCAAUUGCCGAGAUCGAACGUUUACAGCAAAUAUUAUUAUUAAUAUAAUUUCCCCACGGCACCAGAGUGAAAAUCGUUUGUCGUUUUGAUUGAGAGGCUCGUUUGUAAGGAACCGAAGUAAAGCGACGAAACGCCUGACUCUGUUGCCCGACAGCCAUGACGUCGUUGUAUAGGUAUUCGUAUUACGAUACUCCGGACGGAAAGGACCUCCAUAAGAAAUUGGUGUUCGCUGCCAAAAACGUAUCGAUCUUAGGAUUCGGAUUGGCGACAUCAGAAAUCAUCUUGAUCAGCAAACCGAUCGGAUACUUGAACACCCUUUACAGGUAUGGUCAACUUAUGGGCCCCAUGUACGCUGCCGCGGCAUCAUUCUGUACGGUGACGUAUGUGUCCACAAAAUUACGAGAAAAAGAUGAUGAAAUGAAUUAUGCGAUUGGUGGAUUUACUACUGGUAUUUUUACUGGUGCAUUAAUUAAACGAUACAUGUUCGGAACAUGGAUGGGUGUUUCAUUUGCUAUUGCGGGUGCUGUCAAGAAGUAUGCAAAGCUCAACGACAUCGAGUUCUUCCCAGUUUCCUUAAAUCGUAAAUCUAUACACGGUGAUUUCUAUACACCAUAUAGAAAUUGGACCAUUUAUGACCAACGACCAAAAGGUUGGAUAGCAGCUGAAGAACGAAAGGAAUAAGUUUAUCACAUUUUAGACAUGGUGGAACUCAUAUUUCGAAAAUAAAUGAACAAGUAUACUUUAUAAAUACUAAGAUAUGUGCUAUGUAAUAAUGUGAAUACAACAUUUGAUACUCACCUCGGUAAU
Molecule: messenger RNA, 818 nt
Organism: Sipha flava (yellow sugarcane aphid)
Lineage: Eukaryota; Metazoa; Arthropoda; Insecta; Hemiptera; Aphididae
Gene: ND-B14.7
Product: NADH dehydrogenase [ubiquinone] 1 alpha subcomplex subunit 11
Exons: 3
Coding region: 168-692 (174 amino acids)
Biological process (GO): mitochondrial respiratory chain complex I assembly
Source: RefSeq, a predicted model, not a curated record